Messenger RNA from Macrosiphum euphorbiae (potato aphid), 1107 nucleotides. NCBI's taxonomy places the organism in Eukaryota, Metazoa, Arthropoda, Insecta, Hemiptera, Aphididae. The record is from the annotation of a GenBank genome assembly.
AUGGCCCCAAAUAUGACCAAGCGUCCAGUUGGCGCUCCUAGUGUUUUAUUCAAUGAAGAUGAUACGGAACCAUCUGUCGUUGAUGAAGGAAAUCAGAUAGCUGAAGGAGAAACUGUUGAGAAUAACAAAUACAAACCAUACAGAUAUCAAAGACAAAUUGUCUGGCGAAAUGUUGCUUUAUUUGUUUACCUACAUAUAGCCGCACUGUAUGGUGCAUACCUAAUGUUUGCUUCUGCAAAAGUAGCAACAUCAAUUUGGGCAAUUUUACUGUAUCAAAUGUCGGGAUUGGGAAUUACUGCUGGAGCCCAUAGGCUAUGGGCACAUCGAUCAUACAAAGGAAAACUUCCUUUACGUAUUAUUUUAAUGAUCUUCAAUACAAUUGCCUUUGAGAACCAUAUUUAUGAGUGGGCCCGAGAUCAUCGUAUGCACCACAAGUAUAGUGAAACAAACGCUGAUCCUCAUAAUGCCAAACGUGGAUUUUUCUUUUCUCAUGUUGGAUGGUUGUUGUGUCGUAAACAUCCAGAAAUAAAAGAAAAAGGACGUGGUAUUGAUAUGAGUGAUUUAGAGCGGGAUCCAGUUGUAGUAUUCCAGAUGACGUAUUAUUUGUUGUUGAUGCCGGUUUUAUGUUUCUUGAUUCCUACGUGCGUGCCUGUGUUUUUGUGGGGUGAAACGUGGUCCAAUUCAUGGUUUGUGGCUACCAUGUUCCGAUAUACUUUCACUUUAAAUAUGACAUGGCUUGUAAAUAGUGCUGCUCAUAUGUGGGGUGAUAGACCUUAUGACAAAUUUAUCAAUCCUUCUGAAAAUAUUGGUGUAGCAUUAGGUGCUCUCGGUGAAGGAUGGCACAACUAUCAUCAUGUAUUUCCAUGGGACUACAAAGCAGCAGAAUUGGGAAAUUAUCGUGCUAAUUUAACUACUGGGUUUAUAGAUUUCUUUUCUAAAGUAGGCUGGGCGUAUGACUUGAAAACAGUGUCUACGGACAUGAUACGCAAACGUGUUGAUCGAACUGGUGAUGGAACUCAUAGUAGCAUUUGGGGAUGGGAAGACAAGGAAUUGUCACCAGAAGACCGUGAAGAAGCCGUUAUCAUCAACAGAUCCCUUGUUGGGUAA